AUGUGUCUAUUCAACCUUUUCUCAAAAAAUAAAGAUCAAGAUGAUGAUCUACCACCACCAAAACCUACAAACGUCGGCAAAAGAACAUCAGAAGCCACAUCAAGAUUGCAAAACAGCAGAUUUUCAAGCGAUGCCAGUGCAAGGGAGGAAGCGGCUGAGAAAGACAAGUUCGCCUAUGGCACCGGAUACAGUCCUGGCAGUGCAUCAUUAGGCGUCGGAGGACCCCACGGUGGUCUCUAUGGCGGUGUGAAUGGGGGCGUUUACUCGGGUGUCAGUGGAGGACCGAAUGGAGGUGUCAAUGGCGGUGUUUAUGGAGGUGUUUCGGGGACUGCGUCUGGUGGUGGGCUUGCACCUGGUGGAAUGGGAACGUCGCCUGGAGGAGGAUAUGGGUAUCUCUGA
Fusarium coffeatum is the source of this 399-nucleotide messenger RNA. RefSeq lists its product as uncharacterized. Bases 1 to 399 code for a protein of 132 amino acids. The record is from RefSeq and is a predicted model, not a curated record. NCBI's taxonomy places the organism in Eukaryota, Fungi, Ascomycota, Sordariomycetes, Hypocreales, Nectriaceae. The transcript has a single exon.